AUGAGGCAUGUGGAGAGCAUUAUGCGACAAAGAGCUCUUGAAGGUUCGAAUGUCGACAAGGGAGAUCCUUCGAAAGUUUUCAACUAUGAAACUAUCGAAUCAAGAGUGAUGUUUGACCAUAUGUACUCUUUUGAGAAGAUUCCUAAGAAGAGUUAUGUGGUGACAAACACUGAUUAUGGGCAACUCGACUUUCCGAUUAAUGAGAUGAUGUUCGUCAUGCCACAGUUUAAAGCAGAGUCAAAGAAUAUGGAUGUCAAAGAAGGAAAGAAGAUGAAAAUUCGAUUUCAUGCUGUGUUAGCUAAAGCUCAAGAAGAAGUAUGGGCAAGUGGGAAGAUACAAGAGUUCACAAUAGCUGACUUUCCAUUGAUGAACACGUAUGAUCUCAUCAAUGUUGCACUGAUUCUCAAAGACAAGUCCUUUUCUUAUCUCCAAGAAACAGAACAUGAUGUCUUCAGUCUUGGGUGUAGGCAUAUAAAAGUUUUCUUGGAAAAUUAUUUCGAAUGCCUAGCUCAAACUGAUAUCGAGCUUGCUACUGUCAAAGGCAUCGACAUCACUGCUCCAAUGGCUACUACAAAGAAGCAGGUGGAAUUGAAGAAAUACAAAGACGGAGAAAUUUGUUUAAAGCCGUUGGGGAUAGUCUUCGCUGGAAAAGACAAAGCUGGAAGGGCCAAGAGAUUCUUUAAACAACAACAGGGGAUGUCGAUUAUUAAAGUUUAUGGAGCAAAAAUAAAAAUAAAUAAACGGAGAGAAAGAUGCGGAGUACACACCAAGCGCACAAUAACAAUCCAACCUUCCUCAAACAAGUCAUUUGUUUCCUCAUUACUUCUUGUGCUGUUGGCAACAUCCUCCCACAAUUCCUGUUUCUUCGAACAACAACAACGCUGCUAUCAGCAACAGCAAACUCGCAUUCAGAAGAUUGCGAUUGUGUUCUGCGUUUUAAUCGAUAUAUCAACUGUGCCGAUGCCCACACCUAUGUUUCUUAUUCGAAGGACUACAAUUUGGGACAGAAGACAAAUCUUAUACAUCAUGAAAUACAAGAAAGGAAGUAUCGUGGAGGUGUUUGUGAAUGACAAAUUUAGUCACCAUUCAUGGCGUUGUGCUAAGAUAUUUUCCAACAAUGGAGACAAUUAUACUGUGAGUUAUGAUAUCUACCCUGGUUUCACCAACAAAGAAGAUGUGCAACAAAUAUCUCAGAAAUCCAUUCGACCUUGUCCCCCUCUAUUAGAACUCCCAGAAUCUUGUGUUCCUGGUGAUGUAGUUGAAGUCUUUCACAAUCUUUCAUGGAAGAUGGCAAUUGUUUUGAAUGCUUUGAAUAUGGAACAAUUUGUUGUAAGAUUAGUUGGAUUUUCUCAAGAGCUCAAAGUAACCAAAUUAGAACUCCGUGUGCCACAAUCUUUUCAAAAUGGUGAAUGGAUUGUUAUUGACAAGUUUAAGACAUUAAACUCGAAUUCUUGUAAAGUUGAAAGUGUCAUGAGUUCUAGUGACAGUUGUAGCAUUAAUAGCUAUAAUGGAUCUGAUUGUUUUGAAGAUAUUGAAAGGCGUGAUAGUGAUGCAGAGUCUGUUUGUGAAAUGGAAGAUGAUGAUGAUGAUGAUGAUGAUGAUGAUGAUGGGUGUGUGUCAUUGGAGGAUGAAAUCCAUAGACUUGAGUUGAAUGCAUAUCGAUGCACAAUGGAGGCAUUACAUGCAUCGGGACCUUUAACAUGGGAAAAAGAAACAAUGGGCCAAAGUAGUGGCUUGCUUGCUUGUACACCUUUUGCUUCUGCAUCAGUAAGUUGAUGUUGGACAAAUGUGACACGUGCAGAAUCAGUUGAUGUUGGAAAAAGGUUUUACUUUAGGUAAAAAUACAGUUUUUUUUUACUUGGCAUUGUUGUUAUCUUUGCUUAUUGGUACAGGACAUGAUAUGACAUGACAAGAAGACAUGACAAAACAUUGAAUAACAUAACAUAAACAGAAUAUGACGUAUGAUGUUUGAUAU
Lactuca sativa (garden lettuce) is the source of this 1975-nucleotide messenger RNA. Lineage: Eukaryota; Viridiplantae; Streptophyta; Magnoliopsida; Asterales; Asteraceae. The record is from RefSeq and is a predicted model, not a curated record.